Molecule: messenger RNA, 1740 nt
Organism: Penicillium robsamsonii
Lineage: Eukaryota; Fungi; Ascomycota; Eurotiomycetes; Eurotiales; Aspergillaceae
Product: acid phosphatase DET1
Exons: 2
Coding region: 1-1740 (579 amino acids)
Molecular function (GO): phosphatase activity
Source: RefSeq, a predicted model, not a curated record
AUGGGGAAGCCACGGAUGAUCAUUCUAGUGCGCCAUGCACAGUCAGAAGGCAACAAAAACCGCGACAUUCAUCAAACUAUUCCAGACCACCGUGUGAAACUCACUGCCGAAGGAUAUCGACAAGCCCAGGAUGCAGGCCGUCGACUACGUGACCUUCUCCAACCCGACGAUAAACUUCACUUCUUUACCUCCCCGUAUCGGCGCACAAGAGAGACUACUGAGGGGAUUAUUGAAUCCCUAACCUCCGAUACACCCUCUCCUUCGCCUUUCCAAAGACAUACAAUCAAAGUUUAUGAAGAACCCCGGCUGCGGGAACAAGAUUUCGGUAAUUUCCAGCCAUGUUCCACAGAGAUGGAGCGCAUGUGGAUGGAGCGGGCAGAUUACGGUCAUUUCUUCUACCGGAUUCCUAAUGGCGAGUCCGCAGCAGAUGCCUAUGACCGAGUGAGUGGGUUUAACGAGUCCCUCUGGCGCCAGUUCGGCGAAGAUGACUUUGCAAACGUCUGUGUCCUUGUUACGCACGGCCUCAUGGCAAGAGUAUUUCUCAUGAAGUGGUAUCACUGGAGCGUGGAAUACUUUGAGGACCUUCGCAACAUCAAUCAUUGCGAGUUCCUUAUCUUGACCCACAAUCCAGAAAAUGGCAAAUACACACUACAGAACAAGCUUCGCACCUGGUCAGAUCUUCGAAAAGAUCGAGAUAUUGAAAAUGCAGCCAAAGAAGAGAUCGCUUCGCCUAUCCCGCCUACUAGUCAUGUCGGCCUCACAGACCAUAUUCCAAUUCGGCGCAAGUGGGGGGGUUGUCCCGACGGCUGUACUCAUGGCAUGACUGCAGAAGGAAAGCAAUCGUUGCGAGCAAAUCUACUCAUGCGUCACGAGCAUCGCUAUGCUCAAGCUAAGCACGUGGAUGAUCAUGCAGGUAGUUUUGGCUCCAAACUUCACAAAUCUGUAUCUAUCGACGAGGUGAUAUCGUCCUCAGAAGACAGUGCGGUUCAGAAUGAUACCAGCCGCAAACCCAACGCUCGGCAUGUCUCCAACCCGCAGCAUACAAUUGGCCACGAUGACAACGGAGACACCACGAAGCAAUACGAUUCUUCCUCAGAAGCCCGGCCAAGCGUGAACCCAUUGCAUCCAAAACGACCGAAUUUUCACGGACCGGACCGAAAUAGUGAAGACCAUCUCCUCCAUUCACCAACAUCCACAUCUUCAGCAUCAGCGCACCUAAAAUAUGCCCUUCUCCACCUUGGCGGUCGUGACGGUGGAGGCUCCAUGAGCGGAGCAAACAGCCUCGCCCCAUCCGACGAUGAAGGCGACGACCACGAUCACCACCGUCACGCUUCAUCAACCCCCUCCAACCUCGCCACUGGCAAUUUUUCUCAUGUGAACCAGCAGCGCUUUGAGUUUCCGUCCAGCGAGCAAACUCAACGGCCAGCUCCCUCUCAGGAGCUCGAAGAUGAUGGCGACGACGAGAUGGGUGGCAAUCGCACCGAGAAAUCGAAGAAAACUCGCUUGCUUCAUCACCAUCACCACUAUCAUCAACACCAUCUUUCUUCUUCCACUGACCAAUCUGAGCACCGCAUGGCCAAUAUCCUAGGCGAUGGGGACGAGUUGUCCAGCCACUCAGAAUCACAGGCGCAAGGACCAGAAAGUUCGUCAACGGAUUCCCCGUCUCAUCUCCACAUCGAGGAAUUAUCCUUAGAAGAGCACCAAAAGCAUGAUCAGAGCAUUGAAGGGAGCGUUUACUAA